Molecule: messenger RNA, 1212 nt
Organism: Psilocybe cubensis
Lineage: Eukaryota; Fungi; Basidiomycota; Agaricomycetes; Agaricales; Agrocybaceae
Product: Sensitive to high expression protein 9-like protein, mitochondrial
Exons: 2
Coding region: 1-1212 (403 amino acids)
Biological process (GO): inner mitochondrial membrane organization
Cellular component (GO): mitochondrial inner membrane
Source: RefSeq, a predicted model, not a curated record
AUGUUGAGGUCAUCUUUUACCUUGAGACGCCAGUUCUCCACUUCCUCUGCUCUCCGGAAUGCCCAAAGGCCGAUAAUAGACCACCUGCCACAACCUCAGGAUGCGAAAGCACAAGCAGACGCGAAUGUCCCGGAACCUGGACCUUCUCAAUCGGCACAGACUUUGAGGAGGGAACAUACACCAUUGCAAAUCCCAUCGGACGCCAAGGCCUCUGAAGCAUUUGAGUCCUCUCAAACCAAAACUACAACGACAGAUUCGACUUUGUCAAAGUAUGACUUAGAGCUAGUUAAAACGCGCAUCCGGGAGUGGUCGGAGCAGGCUGCGAUCGCUCUCCGUAAUCGAGCGGAUGACUUCACCGCACACACAAAAACCAGGUUCUCCCAGCUUGGGUCGGAAAUCAAUAGGGUCACUGGCUAUGAAGAAAUUGAAGCUUUGAAACGGAGUGUUGUUGAGCAUGAGGAACGAAUACACGUUGCUCGGGAGUCUGCUCGAAAGGCAAAGCUUGCCUAUGAAGAAGCCGUCGUUCAAAGAACAAACUCUCAACGCGAAGUGAAUGACCUGUUACAGAGGAAAUCUACAUGGAAAGAUAGCGACGUUGGCCACUUUACGACACUCGUGAAGCAGGAUCACCUAUACGAGCAAGAAGAAGCACGCGCCAAGGCAGCGGUAGAAGAGACAGAAAAUGUAGUGGACCGUGAAUUCAGCAACCUAUUGCGCACAAUCCUUGCACGGUACCACGAAGAACAAGUGUGGUCCGACAAAAUCCGCAGUGCGUCGACGUACGGGUCACUUGCAGCGCUCGGAUUGAAUAUGCUCGUUUUCAUUAUGGCUAUUGUUGUUGUUGAGCCAUGGAAGCGUCGGCGGUUGGCACAGACGUUCGAACGGAAGAUCGAAGAGCUCAGUGAAGAGAAUGCGGCUAAGGUGGACGCGGCUGUGUUGUCAAUUGCUCAACAAAUCGAGCAGCAAGUGAACUUAAUUGGGUCGCUGAAAGACGAGUUAUCACAGCUACCCUUGUCAGAGCCUGUAGAGAAACCGUCAAUACCGACAACAAUGGAAAGAGAAUCAAACACGAGCGACUUGGAGACGCGUCCUUUCGUUGGCCUUGAAUACCUUCCGCUUACCAGGCGGCAAUUGGAGGUCGCCGCUGUUGGCGCUGGAGCUUUCGCACUAGGCAUUCUAAGCAGCUUGACGCUGAAUCUAUUAAUGAAAUAA